Messenger RNA from Ilex paraguariensis (yerba mate), 1456 nucleotides. NCBI's taxonomy places the organism in Eukaryota, Viridiplantae, Streptophyta, Magnoliopsida, Aquifoliales, Aquifoliaceae. The record is from the annotation of a GenBank genome assembly.
UGCCAGAGCUUUACAUUGUAAGUACCAAAAACUGCAACUGUUGGUUCACUAAAGGUAUUUUUUUAUUUCUUUGUCCUGUUUCAUACAGUAUGCAGUGUAGAUCCUUAAUCUCAUGAGUUGCAUAAGACAUAACUACCAUGCAUUUGGGCUUAGACCUCUUUCGGUUAUAUGUGGGGAUGAUUUGGGUGAAUUGAAUUCCUUUCACUAAUUUGCAAUUUGGGAAAGCUGUUAUACUAUUUUUCCAUUUAUAUAAGUUACGCUGCUAUUCUUGUUUUUACCUUCAAGUCUACCUUCGAGGGAAUUGACUUGCUUCUCUCUUCAUUAAUUUCUUAUUCCAUGUCAGCCUUCAGGAAAAGGUUAGGACCUAGGAGCCACCAUAUUACAAGCUCGUUUAGCAGAUACUUACCCAUUUGGUAUUUAAUGUCCAUAGACUUUGGUAAAAUGAAAUGUCGAAGUUGUUAAUAACUGAACUAAUGUACUCGUCAUAUACCAAAGUGGGUGCAUGUCUAGUGGGAUCUUGAUCCUCUUCCUCACAUGGACAUGACAUUAUAGGACUUAUACGUAAGUUGGGAAAUGUCUGUAUUGACUGGGAAUAUUGAAUGAGGUUUAUUGUGUUAGCAUCAUAUUUGAUCUGUAGUGUUGUUGCAGUGAUAAAGCUUCCUGAAUCUCAUAAGUGCGUUUUGUGCUCUAAGCAGAGGAUGGUUAUGGAAACAGUGACUGCUAUCCUUGGUGGGGAAUUACAUGUAGGGGUACUUCUUCAAGGGAAGAAGGUUAGGGAGGACAACAGAACUCUGCUGCAGACUGGUAUUUCUUGUAGUGGUAACCUUGAUACUCUGAGUUUUACACUGGAGCCUUGUAUCUCCCCAACUUCUCCACCUGUUAUAGAUCCUCCUCUUUCGGUGUCAUGUGAGGCACAUCAACAAUCACCCAGUGCUUGAGGCUAUGACCGGAGGUAGUGCAGCAUAUCAGAAGCUUAGAAAUCCUUUACUUGAAGGUGUUGAAGGUCCAGCACAGUUACAUUCUGCAAACAGUUUGUGAGCUUGGACUGUUUUUCUGUAAUAGAGGGUUGGGAAGCUAGACUGUGGCAGAAGUUAUUCGGCUUUAGUCAUUUUGAAGGAUUAAAGUCAACUCCUUGUAAAUAGAAUUUUUAAAAUUCUUUUGUGUUGAUGCUGCUAUGCAAAGAUGAUGCUGUGCUCAAGAUGUUCAUUGUCUUUCCAUUGAUGGUUGCUGCUGCAAUUUUGCUAGGUUGCAGUAUGUGGCUGAUGCAGUCCAUUGCAGCUGGAGGUCUUAUCCUGGGAUGGAGAUGUUCAGCUGGCAAAAUUCUGCAGCUUCAGAAAUUCAUCAGUAGUACGGGAAAUAUGCUGGUUGCUUUCUGUUAUACAACAGAAAAACUGAUUUUUGUAACAAUUUUUAUGUUACAGUUUUACUGUUGCUAGGACACUUCAUGGUUUUGAUU